AUGUCGACGCCCUCAGGCGGCAAGUCAGGGAACCCGCGUUCCUUAGCAGUUUCGCUUUCGCCAAGGGCGGAAAACCCAUUUCCCGGCCAUGACUGGUCGUCGCGAAGUCCUCGACCGCUGGCGAGAAGGGAUUCGAAUGCGAGGUCUGUUCGCCCAACCUUUCGACGGGAUGCAGUGGACAAGGCACAAUCAGAGAUGACAAAGGUGCUGCGUGUCAGAACCGAGCAAACGGUUCGUCUUGGAUUGACCGAUUCCCUAAGCUACUUUACGCUGAAUCGCCUGUUUGUUAAUGAAUGCGAGGCAGUCUCUGGACAUUCUGGAACGGCGCUCAAAGACGUCGCGAACAACCAAAUUCUCGACUUUAUCCCGUUUCUGCACGAAGUGGAAAAGCAAAAUGCUGCUAAGCAAAACAAGAAAGACCCGACACUGGCGAUCAUCGAGGAGGAGAAAUUUAUGCUCGUUGAUUCGGCAGUAUUUGCACUUCGCGGCAUAGGGCAAUAUACUAUCCUCCUGGCAUCGAUUCCGGCCAUGGCCAAUGAGAUCUCGACGGUCCUACUCGACUAUCUCGAACUGCAUAACUCUUGCACGCCACUGCUUAUUCUCGAUGCUGGCGCUAGAACAACAGCUGGGCUGACCAAUAUCAACGCCAAGCACCUUGCCCCUACCUCGCGGUCGUUGUCCUUCAUUGCUCUGAUACCCUACGUGCGCAAGUGGGUCCGUCGUCGACCAUCCAUCACAGCCUCCGGCAUGGCAGAAUAUGACCAGCUGAAGCGCUUGUUCCAAGACCAUCCAUCCUCUAUCCACGAGAAGCUCAUCGACAUAAUGAGUUUUCGCGCAACUCUUUACAUCAGAGAUAUGAAGAAGAUCAAGUGGGACGAUGAGAUGAAGAAUAGGUGUAGAGGAACCAAAGUCCACAAAGUACUCUACUUGGACAGAGGUGAAAAGAGGAGAACCGUCACGCGGAGUCCUCCAGAAGACCAGCUAUCGCCUCGCAGUUGCAACUUCCAAGGCCAGAUCUUAAAUAGCUAG
Messenger RNA from Histoplasma mississippiense, 1029 nucleotides. RefSeq lists its product with no specific name. Gene Ontology annotation, molecular function: syntaxin binding. Gene Ontology annotation, cellular component: GARP complex. NCBI's taxonomy places the organism in Eukaryota, Fungi, Ascomycota, Eurotiomycetes, Onygenales, Ajellomycetaceae. The transcript has 4 exons. Bases 1 to 1029 code for a protein of 342 amino acids. The record is from RefSeq and is a predicted model, not a curated record. Gene Ontology annotation, biological process: retrograde transport, endosome to Golgi; Golgi to vacuole transport.